CCCUGUGGGUGCCACCAAGCCUGGUGACGUCCCCCCCCCCGUUGUCCUGCAGCAGGUGACGCUGGCAUGGUGCGCGUGGUGUGCGGCCACCACAACUGGAUCGCCGUGGCGUACGCACAGUUCCUCGUCUGCUACAGGUUGAAGGAGACGUCGGGGUGGCAGCAGGCCUUCUGCAGCCCGCGGCUGGACUGGGUGAUCGAGCGCGUUGCCCUCAACGCCAAGGUCCUGGGCGGCCCCUUGGGUGACCACGACAAGAUGGUGGCGGCGGCAUCCUGCAGCGAGAUCAUCCUCUGGGCCCUGCAGGGCGACGGCGACGGCAGUGAGAUUGGCGUCUUCCGCCUCGGCGUCCCGGUGGAGGCCGUCUUCUUUGUGGGCAACCAGCUCAUCGCCGCCAGCCAUACAGGCAAGAUCGGUGUCUGGAACGCUGUCACCAAGCACUGGCAGAUCCAGGACGUGGUGCCCAUCAACAGCUAUGACGCCGCCGGCACCUUCCUCCUCCUCGGCUGCAACAACGGCUCCAUCUACUACGUGGAUGUCCAGAAGUUUCCCCUGCGCAUGAAGGACAACGACCUGCUGGUGACCGAGCUGUACCGCGACCCCUCGGAGGACGCCGUCACCGCGCUCAGCGUCUACCUCACGCCCAAGAGCAGUGACAGCGGCAACUGGAUCGAGAUUGCCUACGGCACCAGCUCGGGCGUGGUGCGGGUGAUCGUGCAGCACCCUGAGACGGUGGGCUCGGGCCCCCAGCUCUUCCAGACCUUCACCGUGCACCGCAGCCCCGUCACCAAGAUCAUGCUGUCGGAGAAGCACCUCAUCUCCGUGUGCGCUGACAACAACCACGUGCGGACCUGGACGGUGACACGCUUCCGCGGGAUGAUCUCCACCCAACCCGGCUCCACGCCGUUGGCCUCCUUCAAGGUCUUGGCCUUGGAGGACAUCGACGGCCAUGCCGGCUGCGCCGCCGGCACCGAUAUCGGGCCCUUCGGGGAGCGUGACGAGCAGCAGGUCUUCAUCCAGAAGGUGGUGCCCGACGCCUGCCAGGUCUUUGUGAGGCUGUCGUCCACUGGAAAGAGGUGAGGGGGGCGCUUCGGGGGGCCUCCAGUUGGCUUUGGGGGGCCAUGAAGGUUUUUGGGGGACCAUUGGGGGGCCCCAAAGGUCUUUGAGGGCCCAUCGGUGGUCAUUAAGGGGUCCCAAUGGUCAUUGAGGGGCCCUGAAGAUCUUUUGAGGGCCUGGUGAUUGUCACUGGGGGGCCCUGAAGGUCUUUGGGGACCCAUCAAUGGUCACUGGGGGGGGCUGAAGGUCU
Oxyura jamaicensis (ruddy duck) is the source of this 1303-nucleotide messenger RNA. RefSeq names its product SH3KBP1-binding protein 1-like. The record is from RefSeq and is a predicted model, not a curated record. Gene Ontology annotation, molecular function: protein binding. The coding region runs from base 67 to 1077 and encodes 336 amino acids. The transcript has 8 exons. NCBI's taxonomy places the organism in Eukaryota, Metazoa, Chordata, Aves, Anseriformes, Anatidae.